CACUGCCAAAGCGUCUCCUCCAGCAGGCAGGCGAGGGCUCUCCUCCACCCCGAGCUUGCGUUUCCUGAGGCUCCAGGCAGUGCUCUGCGCUGGCCUGCUGCCCUGCUGGUGGGUGACCAGAGGUGGGCAUCACGGGAAGAGCCCUCCACGAAGGGGAGGCCCCUGAGGAUCAGGCCAGCAGCUGCAGCCACAAGCUCACCCCGUGGCCAGUGCUCUCAGACCCAGCCCAGGCGGCAGCCCCGGGACAAGGAGAGGGGCUGGGAACACCGACAGGAGAAUUGGAGUCUGACGGUUCCCACCGAGGCCUCUUGGUGCAAAGUCCUGUCUAGCGGGGACCCAGGUGAGUUGCGCAGGCCGGUGAACUGUGAGCAGAGCCGUAAGGAAUCUGGACUCACCAGGCCUGGGGAUGGCUGGAAACUGCUCCUGGGAGACCCAUCCCACCAACAGGAACAAGAUGUGUCCAGGAGUGAGCGAGGCCCCGGAGCUCUACGGCCGCGGCUUCCUGACCAUUGAGCAGAUCGCCAUGCUGCCACCGCCAGCCGUCAUGAACUACAUCUUCCUGCUUCUCUGUCUGUGCGGCCUGGUGGGCAACGGGCUGGUCCUCUGGUUUUUCGGCUUCUCCAUCAAAAGGAGCCCCUUCUCCAUCUACUUUCUGCACUUGGCCAGCGCGGACGUCGGCUACCUCUUUAGCAAGGCCGUGUUCUCCAUCCUGAACACAGGGGGCUUCCUGGGCUCGUUUGCCGACUACGUCCGCGCGGUGUCCCGGAUCCUGGGGCUCUGCAUGUUCGUCACCAGCGUGAGCCUCCUGCCAGCCGUCAGCUCAGAGCGCUGCCUGUCGGUCAUCUUUCCCUCCUGGUACUGGCGCCGUCGGCCCAAGCGCCUGUCGGCUGUGGUGUGCUCGCUCCUCUGGAGCCUGUCGCUCCUGGUCACCAGCAUCCACAGCUACUUCUGCGUGUUCCUGGGCCGCCAGGCGUCUGGGCCGGGCUGCGGGCACGUGGACACCUUCCUGGGCAUCCUGCUGUUCCUGGUCUUCUGUCCGCUCAUGGUGCUGCCCUGUCUGGUGCUCGUCUUGCACGUGGAGUGCCGGGCCCGGCGGCGCCAGCGCUCGGCCAAGCUCAACCACGUCAUCCUGGCCAUGGUCUCGGUUUUCCUCGUGUCCUCCAUCUACUUAGGGAUCGACUGGUUCCUCUUCUGGGUCUUCCAGAUCCCGGCCCCCUUCCCCGAGUACGUCACCGACCUGUGUAUCUGCAUCAACAGCAGCGCCAAGCCCGUCGUCUACUUCCUGGCCGGCAGGGACAAGUCACAGCGGCUGUGGGAGCCCCUCAGGGUGGUCUUCCAGCGGGCCCUGCGAGACGGGGCCGAGCCAGGGGAGGCGGGGGGCAGCACGCCCAACACGGUCACCAUGGAGAUGCAGUGCGCCUCGGGGAAUGCCUCGUGAGAGGCCAGCUGCUGGAGGGGAGGCGGCGGCCAGCUGGAGUGGCCUCCAGAGACCCUUUGCAGGAGUCAGGAGUUGGGCAGCAGCCCCGGGGCCCGAGUGCAAGGAGAAAAACCUGCUCCCCGCCCGCGAGCCGCCUUCUCCCGGGGCAGAGGCUCUGGGCGUGGCCGAGAGACAGAAGAGCCACUUCCAAACAGACCCCGUGGCCUCACCAGGCUCCCCCCAGGUAUCCUCCUUCCGUGACCCACUGCAGAAGUUGCCCCCGGGCAGUGGGCCGGGUGUGGGGCUCCUCCCCGCCCCAGGAUGGCCAGGAAAGGAGAGGAGGGGGUCACGCAGCCCAUCCACCUCCUGCCCCAUCAGCCAGCCCUCCUGAGAACAGCCAGCCCAUCGCCUGUCGGGCCAGCAUCUUUGUCCUGCUGUUGGGACACCUGCUGCCUCCUUUCUGCCCUGUCAAGGCAAGGGUGCUACCUGGGAGACGCUUCUCCUUAACCCGCCUGGGAGCCCAGUCUUUCCGCACAUGACGUUCCCUUUGGUGGCCGAAAUGGGGGAGCCUCUGGCACGGCAAGUGCCUGGACGCAGGAAAAGCCGUCGGCUGGCUUGAGUGGCUCACUCUCGUUUCUGACUCCAUGCCAGCCGGCAUGUCUGAGCUGCCGUCCGCCUGGUCUGAGGGGCUCCGGAAGGCCGUCCAGGCAGUCUCUGGGCUAUAGCCCCACCCAAAAGUGGGCACUGGCUCUACCUGGCCACCUCAGCCCACCUACAAGCACGGUGGCCCAGUUUGAUGAAAGAUAAUACGUGUAUAUCAAUAAACGUUUUCUAUCUCGCAGCGA
This is a messenger RNA of Aethalodelphis obliquidens (Pacific white-sided dolphin), 2262 nucleotides long. It is a transcript of the gene MRGPRF, whose product is annotated as MAS related GPR family member F. Gene Ontology annotation, biological process: G protein-coupled receptor signaling pathway. The transcript has 4 exons. Gene Ontology annotation, molecular function: G protein-coupled receptor activity. The record is from RefSeq and is a predicted model, not a curated record. Gene Ontology annotation, cellular component: plasma membrane. Lineage: Eukaryota; Metazoa; Chordata; Mammalia; Artiodactyla; Delphinidae. Bases 407 to 1438 code for a protein of 343 amino acids.